This is a messenger RNA of Aegilops tauschii subsp. strangulata, 2226 nucleotides long. The record is from RefSeq and is a predicted model, not a curated record. NCBI's taxonomy places the organism in Eukaryota, Viridiplantae, Streptophyta, Magnoliopsida, Poales, Poaceae.
CUAGGUAAACUCAUCCGUUCCCUUUCUUUUCCUCCGUAAAUUUGUUGCCAUUUUAGAGAUUUGUCCAAGAUUUGGUGGAACCCUUGAUUUGCUUGAUUUACUUGAUUUAGGAUGUGUAGUCAUAGUGGUACUACCGUAGUGUUGUUCAUUAGUUCGCAAUAUAUGAUUCUUGUUAGUGAAACCCUAGAUUGUUUAUUUUUUUAGAUAUAUAUGAGAUGCCUAUUUUUGUAGAUAACUAUGAAAUGUUGAGUUCUGUAGAUAUAUAUUAGAUGUUUAUUUUUUUAGAUAUAUAUUAGAUGUUGAGUUUAUUUGAAAUAUGAGAUGUUGAGUUUAUUUGAGAUAUAUAUGAGAAUUUACAAUCAUUUAUUCAUUGUGUGAGAAGAAGAUGUUGAGAUUGUUGUAGUUGAACACAUAUGAGAUGUUUAGUGUAUACCGAUAUUUGAGAUGAAAAUGAACUCAUAUAUGUUUAUUGUUUGAACUUUGUAAGGAUGGUUUGGCUUCUCGACGAUGCCAUUGACACACAACACCGGGCCUACAUGAUGCGCGAGAAGGGGCUGGUAAUAAUGAGUAAUCUAAAUAUUUUGCAAAUUUGCCUUUGGUUGAAAUUGACAUGCCCUAAAAUUUGUCAUUACUUGUUUUUGCAGAAGCUUGAACCUCUGAAGAUUCGGUAUCACGGGGUCUCUGGUCCUGCCAUGCCCUACGAUGAGCGGUACACACCCUACGUCCAGCAGGCAGGACUCCUCCCGUGGAUUCAGUUGGCCAGCCCGUCCACGCCGAACCUCAACGCUCCACUGGUGACCUCUCUUGCUGAUCGGUGGAGGCCGGAGACGCACAGUUUCCAUCUUUGGACUGGGGAGAUGACCGCGACGCUCGAGGAUGCCGCCUUGAUCACCGGGCUUCCUAUCGACGGGAGGCCACUAUGUAUGAGCACCGAUUCCGAUGGGUGGCGCGAGCAGAUGAUUGCUCUUAUUGGUAUGGCUCCUACCGAGGCUAAGGUUGAUGUAGAGGAGGGAGAAGAGCAGAAGAAGAAGGAAAGGAACUUUGCGCUUUGCCCUGUGGAUGCCACUGAUGAUGUGAUACAGACACAUGCUCGUGUCUAUAUGUGGUACGUUGUCUCGAGGACUUUGUUUCCCGACUCCACAGGCAAGAACGCUCCAUGGAUGUGGCUGAAGGCGUUGACUGUCUUCGAUAGCGGAUGGAGCUGGGGUUCAGCCACUCUUGCUUACUUGUACCGAUAGGUAGUUGGUUUGUUUUGCUAUCAAGUCAUUUCUUCGUUAGCAAUGCAACCUUGCUGUCAAGUUAACAUUGUUUUCUUUCAUAUGCAGCUGGACGAUGCGUGUUGCAGGAUCACAGGUAGUGCAGGCAUUGGUGGUAAUAUGCUUCUGCUUUCUGUAUGGAGCUGGGAGCGUCUGCCUGUUGGACGCCCGAAGAGCGUCAAGUUUAAUCCUUGGGAUGAAGAUGGCGAAUUACGGCGCCCCACUUGGGCUUACAAGUGGGAUGUGGUAUCCGAGAUGACGAACGAUGUCAAUCUCAUGUACCAAAAGUACAUUGCCGAGUUGGACACGAUUACGCCUGAGCAGGUGGUAUGGCAGCCAUAUGGCGCCGAUGACAGACUUGGGUACACCGAGGAGUUUGCCAUCAACCCGAUGUGCUUGCGGGAUAGGGAUCUCUGGCUUAUGCGGUGCCCACUAAUAUGCAACUGGGCGGUUGAGUUUCAUUUGCCACAUCGUGUGUUUCGUCAGUUUGGUCUAUUCCAGCCUCACCAGCCGGAAUGGGUGGACACAGACAAAGCACUUCAUAGGUUGGAUAGGAGAAAGCAGCGGAAGAUAAAGGACUGGGACAAGCAUCAUGCAUCGUAUGGUACCCGGUUCAAUCUUUGUGUGGAGCAAGCUCGUAACAAUGCACGCGGCCAGCUUCGUGAGCAUAGCUCACUUGCUUUCGAUAACUACCUACAAUGGUUUCUUGAAAAUGUUCGAGUUGAGAUAUGCCCGCCGGCAUACAACGAUGAUAUUCUUGAAGAGCCUGUAAACUUUGAGGAUGUAUCGAAGUGGCAGUACAACAUAGAUGUCAGGGAAGGGCAAGGAGUCCCUGCUGUUCCGGUGAUUAACUAUGUGCGCAACCAGAUCAAGAAAGUAGCUGAUGAAAGCCAGUCUAUUCUGGAGAAGACACCGGUUGGAGAAGGCAAUGAUGAUGGUUCACUAUGAGCAUUCCUCAAGGUACAUAUCG